AUGCAUCGAUCCCGGCGGCGUACGCGGCGCGAGCCGUCAGAGGAGCCUGUGCGGCGCACACGGCCACGGCGCACGGCCAGCGUGCGUGUAGAGAGCGAGGAAGAAAUCCAGCAAGACGAUAGCAGCGACGAGUACAGCGAGCAGGAGUCGGUGCCUGUGCCGCGGCGCCGACGACCAACGCGCGCGGCGUCGCCCUCGUCGGGGAGCGAGGCAGGCGCAGACAGCACGCCUGCGCCAGACAGCGACACUGUCGAGGUUGAUGGCCGCGAGUAUGAGAUAAAAGACGACCAACUCGCGCUGCAGCCAGACCCCGAGGGCGACAAGAAAGUCGAUGCGCAGGGCCGCUUGCAAGGCGGGCGCACCUACCGCGUCCCGACAUUCACAAUGCCGUGGAGCAGUGACCAAGAGCGACUGUACAUGCUUGCGAUCGAUGUUGCACGCGCGCUCGGGUUCCGGGACAGCGCCUACUUUUUUCGCAAGCACCCUCUCUUGCACAAAAUCUCGCUCUCCAACGAGGAGCGCGAGCGCCUCGCCACCGAUAGGCUUGCAGGCACGCAGCUGCGUGUGCGCAACGUGACUGUGGUCACUGCACGCAGCGUGUUCCAGCUUGUGGGCGCGCGGAUCGUGUCCCGGGGCCGACUUGUCAUGGACGACUACUACGAGAGCCAAGCGCGGAGUGAAGGGCACCGCGAAGGCGCGCUUGUCAGCAUGCCGUCUAUAGAAGAUAUACUGCGCGCCGAGCGGCGGCGUGAGAGCGAUCGCGAGCGCGAGCGCGGGCGGCGGAAGCCCGACGCGGCAACGUAUACCACGAUCGAUCCGCAAGGCGACGCCGUGGUGACGACGUUUGGCGAUGCGGGCCACGCUCCGUUUGAGCGCGCCGGACAAUGGGCGCAGCGGAGACUUGCGCUGCAGCGUGCGGAUAUCACCGAAGAGAACUGGAUGGCCGCGUAUGCACGCAGCGCCCAAUCGUUCAAUGCAGAGCUCAACGAGGCGCGGCGCGAGCGCCUCGUCGCGUUUCCCUGGUUCGGCACGCGCAGCAUGGCCCAGGCACAUGUGCCGCCCGACGAAGAGGGCGUGGCGAUGCAGGAGGACGACGAGGAGCACUUGCUGCUCGAUGUACGCCCGCCAUGGGAGCGGCCGACAGAAACGCACGAAGCGCGCGUUGCAAAGCAGCGCGCCGCGAAACAGCGGCACCAGCAGCAGCGGCGAGCGCGCCAGCCUGUGCUUGGUGUCUAUGAGCCCCACACGCACAUGCCGCAGCUCGCCAAGGAGACACAGGCGGAGCAUGCGCGCAUGCAGAAAGUAGACGAUACGCCGCACCUCGAUGUGCCGCAUGGCGAGCGUGCUAGACUCGCGACUCUGGACACAUUCUUGGUCAUGCCUGUAGCGCGAUAG
Molecule: messenger RNA, 1395 nt
Organism: Malassezia vespertilionis
Lineage: Eukaryota; Fungi; Basidiomycota; Malasseziomycetes; Malasseziales; Malasseziaceae
Gene: NPL6
Product: chromatin structure-remodeling complex subunit RSC7
Exons: 1
Coding region: 1-1395 (464 amino acids)
Source: RefSeq, a predicted model, not a curated record